Messenger RNA from Dichomitus squalens LYAD-421 SS1, 995 nucleotides. RefSeq lists its product as uncharacterized. NCBI's taxonomy places the organism in Eukaryota, Fungi, Basidiomycota, Agaricomycetes, Polyporales, Polyporaceae. The record is from RefSeq and is a predicted model, not a curated record. The transcript has 5 exons. The coding region runs from base 1 to 852 and encodes 283 amino acids. Gene Ontology annotation, molecular function: calcium:proton antiporter activity. Gene Ontology annotation, biological process: calcium ion transmembrane transport; intracellular calcium ion homeostasis. Gene Ontology annotation, cellular component: fungal-type vacuole membrane.
AUGUGCGGGUGCCUCAGGAGCAGCGUGGGAGCUCAGAACGACGAGGUGGGAACUCAGAUCGACGACUUGGAGGUGGAAACCCAGAACGACGACUCGAAGCUGGGAACUCAGACCGGGAAGGAUGGCCCGGACGAACCCAGUCACGAGAACUGUCCUCACUGGGUCCAUGCUGGGAUCAUAGUUGUUGCAAUGGCCUUUAUGGGCGUGACAGCUGAAUUUCUGGUUUCCACCGCCGAAGAGAUCCUGGAAGUGACUGACAUCCAAACCGAGUGGUUCGGCCUCAUCCUGCUCCCAUUGGUCUCUUUCUCUGCGGAUGGGACGGCCGAAAUCUGGAGGUUCAUUGUCGAUAUCUGGAGAUAUAGACAUCCACAUCCGCCGGCGAAGGAGCAAGCCGCAAACUCGGAGCAGCAAGCAGAAAAUCCGGAGGGGCAAGCCCCAAACCCCAGCUCGAAGGAUCCUGAGAAGGGGAAGGUCGAACGGAAGAAACCUUCGUGGGAUGACCCUUCGCGUAUUUCAAAGCUCGCGCACGGACGUCCUAUCGACUUGAGCAUCCAAUUUGGCCUUGGGUGGAUGCCACUGCUGGUGUUGCUGGGAUGGUUUUCCGGAAAGCCGAUGCAUCUCCUAUUCGACUACUUUGAGGUGGGGGUGCUAUUUGGGGCCUGUCUGUUGAUGAACUACGUCACCAUCGACGCGAAGACGAACAUGUCUGAGGGGGUGACGAUGGUAUCCUUCUACGUGAUGAUUGCCGCAGCAGCAUGGUGGUACCCGGGACAACCGCACGUUGCGGAAAUGCUGGCUUGUCCAUUCAACGUCGCCACCGCGGUCGCACAUAGCACUAAUGUGACAAGCUGAAUUCUAGUAGAUCCAAUCGGAGCCGGGCCUAUGUAUAUCACGCACUGGUAGAGUCGUGUCGAAUGGGGAUGCAAGUGAAGAUGAGACAUCGGAUCUUUGCGCCUGUAGCUUCGCACAACUUGCUAUGUAAAUUAUGUACUCCC